Messenger RNA from Sphenostylis stenocarpa, 363 nucleotides. NCBI's taxonomy places the organism in Eukaryota, Viridiplantae, Streptophyta, Magnoliopsida, Fabales, Fabaceae. The record is from the annotation of a GenBank genome assembly.
AUGACCAACAUUGAAUCUCAUUUUUCUGCACUGCAAUCCUCUUUGGUUACGAUUACUCAUUCCUUGGAGAAAUUGACUGUUAAGUCCCCAAUUGGAGCAUUGGACUUGUCAUCAAAGCUUUUGCAACACGCCGAUUAUGUUCGCUCUUGGUCCACCUUAGUCACCCUCAGUGCUCGGUUGUUUAAGCUUUCGCAAGCUUCGUCCGUUGUCACACUACUAUCUACUUUUAGGGGUUUAUUGAGUGUAAUCGUGUUUGUGGUUUGCUUGAUGGGGAAACUUCGACAGCUUUAUUCAGCCUUAGCUUGCAAAACUCCUUUGCUUACCAGUUCAACCGUCAACACUCCUCAAAGUGAUGAUAGGUGA